AGGUGCUGCGCAUGCUCGGCCGGCCGGCCCGCCCGCCCUCCCGGGUUCAGCUGUCAAGCGCUGCGAGGCGGACGAACACGCGGCGGGCACGGGAGGGCGAGCAGUCGGUGCGGGAAAUGGGAAAGUUGAAGUGAAGCGGGUCCGGUUUCAAUCCGGGGGAGCGGCAACGACCAAACUAGGGGAAGGGGAAAACCCUGUGAACCCUUGAAGCGAAGAUGAGGCGGGUGCCGCCACCGACCGCCGCCUACUUGCUGCUGCUGCUGGCGGGCCGGGCGGCCGCCGUGAUCUCGGAGCAGAUGAACGUGGAGGAGCCGGUGGAGGCGGCGGUGAACGUGUCGUACGUGGAGCCGGAGAGCGGGCAGCUGCAGCCGGUGCUGGGCCGAGCUGACGGCGGCCGCUACGGACGCGACUCGCCCAAGGAGGACGUGCCGGGCGGCAUGGUGCUCGCCCCGGCCCGCGACCGCCAGGGCUGCGAGCCGCACACUCGCUUCGUCGUGCCGCCCGACACCCGGCGCUGGAUCGCGCUGCUCCGCCGCGGAAACUGCACCUUCAAGGAGAAGAUCCUGCGGGCGGCGGCGCACAAGGCCACCGCCGUGGUCAUCUACAACAACUCGAGCGAGGAGAACCUCGUCACCAUGUCGCACAAAGGAACUGGUAACAUAGUGGCCAUCAUGAUUUCUGAGCAGAGGGGUCGUGAGAUUCUGCGCUAUGUGGAAAGAAACUUCACUGUGUUGAUGUCCAUCGCAGUUGGAUCAUCACAUUCUUCGAAGUAUAGCCGUGGCUCUCUGGUCUUCGUCUCCAUAUCUUUUAUUGUACUGAUGAUCACAUCACUGGCUUGGCUGAUCUUUUAUUUCAUCCAGAAAUUCAGAUAUGCAAACCUACGUGGGCGCAAUCAGCGUCAUUUGGGAGAUGUUGCCAACAAAGCCAUCAAGAAGUUAACCACAAGGACAGUUAAAAGGGGAGAUAAGGAAACAGAUCCAGAAUUCGAUCACUGUGCAGUCUGUAUUGAGGGAUACAAAUUUAACGAUGUGGUCAGAAUUCUGCCAUGCAAGCAUGUCUUCCACAAACAGUGCGUUGAUCCCUGGCUAAAUGAACACUGUACUUGCCCCAUCUGCAAACUAAACAUACUGAAGGCACUGGGAAUUCUGCCAGAAUUGCAAUGUGCAGAGAAUUCAGCAUUUGACAUCGAUAGAACGGCUAGGGGAUCACUUGCCAACCAGAGAUUUAUGCCUACUGAUGUCACUAGUGAUGGUUCCAUCAGUCUCGAGCCACUACGAUUCUUGGGGAGUUCGCAGAUGGGUCAGGAAGAAGAAUUUGUACCACGAACCAGGGAAAUGAAUAUCACCAUAACCAGCUAACAGGUUUCAUCGGCCUAAUUGCGAGGGAGCCCUGUCCAGCCAUCCGUAGACUGCUGGUGUGAGACUCGCUGACUAAAAGCUACUUCCCUCUUUUAAAAUGCUGGUUGCUUUGAAGAUUGGUGCCACCAAGUGGCAGAAAAUAUUUCUCACUUCAUACUUACAGUUGCUUGGUCCUGGGAGGUCAGGAUUUGGUGCUAGUCCACAUUCAAACUUAUCUGCUUUUCAUUUGUCUUAGUGUACUUCAACUUCUCUCAUUCCCCCCAACCCUCUCCCUCCCCAUCCUCCCCUCCCAAAAUUGUUCAUUCUAUGAGCUUUUAAUGAAAAUGUAAGUAUUUUUCAAAAAAAAUUGUUUCAUUUGAAACAUUAAAAAACAUAAGAUUCCAAUAAUUCCAAUGUCUUCUUUAUUCUUGUCAUGUCAUAUUAAAAUCUUUCUGCUGCUUUCCGUGAAACUUUUUUAAAUGACUGGACUAGCGGAUGGAGUUAUGGAUUGUUGCAUGGUUUUCUUUGAAGCAUACAUCUUCAAUAAGACUGAGGUGUAUUGAUCUGAUAAUUGUGCAACACUUUCUGAUGUAUUAUCAAUUUCUGAAAGCAAUUUGUAAUGAUGUCGGUGUACUUCUGAGCUUUUAUGUCACAAGAUUUACUCAACAACCUUCUUGCUGCUCUAACAUAAUGCCUGUUUUGCUGAAUAAUAUCUUGCUUGUUUCAUUGGUCAAAUAUCAAUACAGAAUGUGAGAAAUAUUGCCAUUCAUGUGACUGACUAGGUUUUUCUUCUAAAAUAAAUUAAUGUCUGGCUCCUGUAAGUCACUGAAUUGCUUAAUGUCCUCACAUUACAUUCAGAGGGCAGAUUUAAGAUGAUAGUUUACAAAAAGUAAUCAUAAAUUAAUGAAGAGACUUUUUAAAAUAAAGUGAUUUAUUAUUAUUUGAAAUAUAUUGCCUGAAAAGACAGCAAAAGCAUAUCUCUAGAAGUAUGAUUACCGUUAACUAUUACUGUCUGGUUUGAUGCAGUGGCCUCUCACAAUAUUCGAAAACUACGGCGAACUGUCAGGUCAGCAGAAAAGUCUACCAUCACUAGAACAAAGAAGCAGGCAGGAAAAAUCAUUGUUCAUGCUACUAAUCCUGCAGAUUACCUUUUCCAACAAUCCCGUUCUGGAAAAGACUAUAGGACUAUUAGAAUAAAACUUCACAUAUCUUAAAAGUUUCUUCUUCCAGGCAGUUAACCUGAUCAACAAUUCUAGUUAGCUCCCCUCACCAACCCCCCUCUAUUACCCCUGUAGUGUAAACACUAUAAACCACUUCUUAUACAACAGUUUGCAUUCUAAGUACAUGCAGGUAUCUCUGUAUUUAUGUACAUUUUAUUUCAUAUCCAUGCUUUA
Molecule: messenger RNA, 2731 nt
Organism: Hypanus sabinus (Atlantic stingray)
Lineage: Eukaryota; Metazoa; Chordata; Chondrichthyes; Myliobatiformes; Dasyatidae
Gene: rnf130
Product: ring finger protein 130
Exons: 7
Coding region: 216-1358 (380 amino acids)
Source: RefSeq, a predicted model, not a curated record